This is a messenger RNA of Hemibagrus wyckioides, 3839 nucleotides long. RefSeq names its product myelin-associated glycoprotein-like. The record is from RefSeq and is a predicted model, not a curated record. Lineage: Eukaryota; Metazoa; Chordata; Actinopteri; Siluriformes; Bagridae. The coding region runs from base 748 to 2736 and encodes 662 amino acids. The transcript has 11 exons.
ACGGCCGUAUGACCGUGUACGACAGUGUAUGGCUGUAUGACCGUGUACGACAGUGUAUGGCUGUAUGACCGUGUACGACAGUGUACGGCCGUGUACGACAGUGUACGGCCGUGUAUGAGGCCGUGUAUGUGACAAAAAAUUUGAAUUUGGUUUGAGAUGACUCCGGGGCUGAUGAAAAGCGGAUUAGACUUCCUCCUCUGUUUCUGUCAGUACAGUAAAUGUACAGUCUAUUGAGCAAUGAUCAUUUACAUUACAUUUACAUUUCUGGUACCUGGGAGAUGCUCUUAUACAAGAAGUCUUUAUCAAUAAAAACAUCAACACUGGGCCACUAGGACACGGACUCAGGAUACCAUCAGCCUCAAAACUGUUAGGAGAAAAAUAAUUAUUUUUUUACAAUAUAAAACAAACAGGGAAAUAACUAAUUUUUCAUAUUAUCCAUUAUUAUGAAGAAAUGAUGGAUUCAAUAAAAUGAUUCAUUAACAGAAGAAUUAAAAAACACACAAACUAGAAAUACAGAACUUCUCAGGACAGAGGAAGCUGUGGUGUUGUGUGUGUUUUUGCAAGAGAGAGUGAGAGAGACAGUCGGAGAGACAGACUUAUUCAUAGGUUCUGUAAACCUGAGGAUACUUAAGAACUGGAGACACAAUAAGGUGCCAUGAUGAGAUCAUCAGACUUAUUCACUUCACCUGGCACUGGUCACAAUGUCAUGGCUGAGAGCUCGUCAGUGAUGCAGCAGUAAAAAUUGAGAUGAACGCACCGGAGAAAGUCGUCGUCAUUUGUUGUCUGUUUCAAGCUGUGUUGUGUAGAGAAUUCUCCAUCACUCUACCAGAGAGUGUAGAAGCUCUGAGAGGACUCUGUGUUCUCAUACCCUGCAGAUUUCAGAUUGAAGAACAAUACGAUAAAGACCUCCAGAGAGAUUCUACAGGAAUCUGGUUAUUAAACGGCACUGAUGUUAACAGUAAUAAAGUCUUUAACUCUAAAGUAACUACAGAGAACAAGAUUGAAGGUGAAAUUAUAGGAGAUCUCCUCAUGAAGAACUGCACCACCAUCUUCUACAACAUCAGUGAGAGAGACAGAGGAAAAUAUUACUUUAGAUUAGAGGCUACUGGAUCUCUAAAAUACAAUUAUAGACCACCAGUAUCUCUAAGAGUGCGAGACUCUCCAAUCAGACCCUCAAUAACACUGUAUAAGGAGGAUCAGGGGGAGGUGGAGGACCAGAAUGAGGUGGUGGAGGGAACUUCAGUGAGUCUCAUUUGCUCUGCUCCAUCUGCUCCAUGUCUCUUAAAUCCUCCCACUUUUACAUGGAACUUCCUGCCUGAGGAGAGAAGACAGGAGCAGAACCACAACACCAGCUUCAGCUCCUCUCAGCUGAACUUCAACGCUACUCACCUGCAUCAUGGACUCACUUUCACCUGCACCACCACCUACCAGCUCCAGAACCAGAACAAAUCAGCACGGAGCUCUCGUACUCUACAUGUUCUGUAUGGUCCUAGAAACACAUCAGUAUCAGUGUCUCCAUCUGCUUCAGUGCUUUUGGGCAGUUCAGUGUCUCUGAGUUGCAGCAGUGAUGCAAACCCAGCAGUGCUGAACUACACCUGGUACAGAGAGAACGGAGAGCAGAUAGGAACCGGAAACCAUCUCACCAUCAACACCACUGAUUCUACACACAGAGGUUUAUACUACUGUAGAGCUCAAAACCAGCACGGAGAUCACAACUCAUCUGUGGUCCUGGAUCUUCAGUAUGGUCCUAGAAACACAUCAGUAUCAGUGUCUCCAUCUGCUUCAGUGCUUUUGGGCAGUUCAGUGUCUCUGAGUUGCAGCAGUGAUGCAAACCCAGCAGUGCUGAACUACACCUGGUACAGAGAGAACGGAGAGCAGAUAGGAACCGGAAACCAUCUCACCAUCAACACCACUGAUUCUACACACAGAGGUUUAUACUACUGUAGAGCUCAAAACCAGCACGGAGAUCACAACUCAUCUGUGGUCCUGGAUCUUCAGUAUGCUCCUCAGAUCUCUUCCUCCUCCAGCUGUAACAGCACUCAGACUUUGAUCAUGUGUUCCUGUGAGGUUCAUGGAAAUCCAUCUCCUACACUGGAGUGGAGACUCUCUGAUCAAACUCCUUCAACCACCAGGGAAGAGUCUGUGAACAACACAACCUCAAGAAGCUUCAUCUCCAUUCAUCAGUCAUUUACAGACAUGCUCACUCUGCAGUGUGUUGGCUCCAAUAACCUGGGCACUGACACACAGAUCUUCUACUUUAAGAAAGUUCCUCAUCCCUCUGGUAAAGUUUUAGGUUCAGGUGUGGAUGUUCCCUCAGUGCUGAUUGGUGCUGCUGUUGGAGCUUCAGUAAUGAUGAUGCUGUGUGGUUUAUUCCUGUGUGUGAGGAGAGUGAAUCCUUCCCAGUCUGGAGGAAGUGACGCAACAGGGCUCAUUUUAAACAACAUGGCUGUUGGGCAGGAAGAAGGUGGAGAGUCUGUGUAUGCAAAUAAACAGGUUUCAUCAGAGUCGCUUCAUUACUCCACUGUUAUGUUUCCAAACAGAGCAGGAAGUGGAGUCAGAGGCACUUCCUCUCUCACUGCUGAAUAUGCUACCGUGAAUCAUGGCUCCAAACAACAAAAUGAGGGAAUUACAGAAACUGAAACUAAAGAAAGAGACAAAGAGCAGCCCAAACACUCAGAUGGAGCUGAAGUCCUUUAUUCACAAGUUAAACCUCGUAAACGUGAACAGAAAGUAUGAAAAAAAAUCUAUAAAACAAUUCAGUGAUUCUAAACAUACACAGACAUACAGUACAAGCUGUGUGAGACGUAGAGCUGUAUAUUUACAGACAUAACAUUUACACAUAUAUUUUACAUUUAUAAGAUUAGUACAUUGUUUUCAGAAAAACAUCAAUGUUUCAUACAGAAGUUGUUAUUAAGUUAUGAGUUUGUUUAUUGCCUCAAGGAAAGAAGUUAGCUUUUUUUUUUCAACAUUCAAAGUAACAACACAUAAUAAUAAAUAUAAACUAAUGUGUACUUUCAAUUCAAUUUUAUUUCUAUAGCAAUUUUACAAAAAUUAAACAGUUUCCCAAACAGCUAUUCAAAAAAUAAAUUUCAGGAUACACUAAUGUUUAAAUUGAUAAGAAACACCAGAGAGUGUGAUUAUAAACCAUUACUCUUCUAGAACUGUGGGCUAUAUGGACAUAAAGUGCAGUUAUGUAGGCUGGAGAUUCAUUCUCAUUAUUAACUGAAGUCUGUGUUGUUGAAGUUAUUGAACUGAUUACUGAUGGAAACUUGAGAGCAACGAGGACCACAUGCAGCUAGAAGUAAUCUUUCUGAUCACAGAGGAACUCUGGAUGGUCUUUCUGUUUCAUCUUGUCCAGCAGUAAAAGAUCUUGGUGUGAUUAUUGACUCUGGUCUUUUGUUUGAAGCUCAUGUAGAUAAUAUCACUCGGGUAGCCUUCUUUUGAAAGGACAUUAUUUAUAAUCCCACUCUCAGUGUUUAUAAUGAUUUAUAAUCCCACUCUCAGUGUUUAUAAUGAUUUAUAAUCCCACUCUCAGGGUUUAUAAUGAUUUAUAAUCCCACUCUCAGUGUUUAUAAUGAUUUAUAAUCCCACUCUCAGUGUUUAUAAUGAUUUAUAAUCCCACUCUCAGUGUUUAUAAUGAUUUAUAAUCCCACUCUCAGUGUUUAUAAUGAUUUAUAAUCCCACUCUCAGUGUUUAUAAUGAUUUAUAAUCCCACUCUCAGGUGUUUAUAAUGAUUUAUAAUCCCACUCUCAGGUGUUUAUAAUGAUUUAUAAUCCCACUCUCAGGUGUUUAUAAUGAUUUAUAAUCCCACUCUCUGCUGUCACCCAGAUGAGGAUGAG